AUGACCCACAUGCUGCGCGCGGCGGCCCGCCGGCUGCAAUGGAGCCGCUCCAGCGCCGCGAAGCGCGCUGCCUGCCUGCUGGCCGCGGCGUACGGGCUGAAGGUGCUCUACCCCGUCCUCCGGCGGCGGCUGAGGCGGGCGGGCAGCCGCGCUGAGCCGGGCCGGGGGGCGGCGCAGGGCGGCGGCGGCCGGGGCAGAACCUCGCCGGCGGUCAACGCGGAGUUCUUGAAACAGCUGCUGGAGCUGCGCAGGCUGUUCUUCCCUAAGCUGGUCAGCGCCGAGCUCGGCUUGUUGUGCCUCCACUCCAUCGCGCUGGUUUCCAGGACCUUCCUCUCCAUUUAUGUGGCGGCCCUCGACGGGAAGAUCGUGAAGAGCAUCGUGGAAAAAGAGCCCCGGAGCUUUGUCGUCAAGUUGGUCAAAUGGCUGAUGAUCGCCAUCCCGGCCACUUUCGUCAACAGCACCAUCCGGUACCUGGAGUGCAAGCUGGCCCUCGCCUUCCGCACGCGCCUGGUGAAUCAUGCCUACGAGAUCUACUUCGCCAACCAGACCUACUACCGAGUGAUCAGCAUGGAUGGGCGGCUGGCCAACCCCGACCAGUCCCUCACCGAGGACAUCAUGAUGUUCUCGCAGUCGGUGGCUCACCUCUACUCCAACCUCACCAAGCCCAUCCUGGAUGUCAUGCUCACCUCCUACACCCUGAUCCGCACAGCACGCUCCCGGGGUGCCAAUCCCAUCGGGCCCACGCUGCUGGCCGGCCUUGUUGUCUACGCCACGGCCCGCGUGCUCAAAGCCUGCUCGCCCAAGUUUGGCAAGCUGGUGGCCGAGGAGGCGCACAAGAAGGGCUACCUGCGCUUCAUGCACUCGCGCAUCAUUGCCAACGUGGAAGAGAUCGCCUUUUACCGGGGGCACAAGGUGGAAAUGAAACAACUGCAAAAAAGCUACAAGGCUUUGGCAGAUCAAAUGAAUCUCAUUUUAUCCAAACGCUUAUGGUACAUCAUGAUAGAGCAGUUCCUGAUGAAGUACGUCUGGAGUAGCUGUGGCAUGGUCAUGGUCGCUGUGCCCAUCAUCACCGCAACAGGAUUUGCAGAUGGCGAAUUAGAAGAUGGCCAGAAGCAGGCAAUGGUUAGUGAAAGAACAGAAGCUUUCACCACCUCACGAAACCUACUGAUCUCUGGUGCAGAUGCUAUUGAAAGGAUUAUGUCUUCAUACAAAGAGGUUACUGAGUUAGCAGGAUACACAGCCCGUGUCUACAACAUGUUUUCUGUCUUUGAUGAGGUGAAGAGAGGCAUCUACAAGAGAACUGCUGUUAUUCAAGGCGCUGAAAACAACAGUAAGAAUGAAGAUAAAAUAGAAUCACAUGUCAAUGGACCCUUAGAAAUCAAGGGAAAAGUUAUUGAUGUUGAAAAUGGAAUAAUUUGUGACAAUGUUCCUAUUAUUACCCCGAAUGGCGAUGUGGUGGUUUCCAGACUAAACUUCAAAGUUGAAGAGGGCAUGAAUCUUUUAAUCACUGGUCCCAAUGGGUGUGGAAAGAGUUCACUUUUCAGAAUUUUAAGCGGUUUGUGGCCUGUGUAUGAAGGAAUCCUCUACAAACCCCCUCCACAGCACAUGUUUUAUAUACCACAAAGACCCUACAUGUCCAUUGGAACACUGCGUGAUCAGGUCAUCUAUCCCGAUUCCGUGGAAGACAUGCAUGAGAAAGGCUACCAAGAUCAAGAUCUGGAGUGUAUCCUGCAUGUGGUUCAUCUGUACCACAUAGUUCAGAGAGAGGGAGGCUGGGAUGCCAUCAUGGAUUGGAAAGAUGUCUUAUCAGGAGGAGAAAAACAAAGGAUGGGCAUGGCUCGUAUGUUUUAUCAUAAGCCAAAAUAUGCACUGCUGGAUGAAUGCACGAGUGCUGUAAGCAUUGAUGUUGAAGGAAAGAUAUUCCAAGCUGCAAAAGCUGCCGGGAUAUCCCUGCUUUCUAUAACACACAGACCUUCUCUUUGGAAGUAUCACACUCACUUGCUGCAGUUUGAUGGACAAGGAGGCUGGCAUUUUGAACAGCUGAACACGGACGUCCGCUUGUCACUGAGUGAGGAAAAACAAAGACUGGAGUCCCAACUUGCAGGAAUUCCUAAAAUGCAGCACAGACUGAAUGAAUUGUGUAAAAUCUUGGGAGAAGACUCAGUGCUCAAAACAAUGGACAAAGAAGAAUGAAUAAUUUAUGUUUUUAGAAGUAUUUUUUUAGUUAAAAGCAUUACAAGUUCAGACAUUAUCCUUUGCAUGCGUUGUGCUAGAGGCUUGGAGCAUAGAGAAAUACAGCCAGCAGAGAAUAAUGCUCAGAAUGCUAUGUAAGACUUCAGCAUUUCAGUGUUAAGGAAGAAAGUGGUUGAACUGUGAAAGGAAAACAAGCAAGGGCACCGAGUAUAAGAUUAGUCGCUGCAGCUUAUGUUAAUUCCUAGUGAAAGCCCAAUUCACUGCAAAGAAGUAGCAACACUUUUAGGUUUUGUAGGUGAGUUUUGGCCUGAGACUCGGCCUGCAGAAUGAGCUCUUGUACCAGGUUACUGUGUGCGUAUGAUAUGCCUGCUACGCAGAGCAAACAUGGCAUGACACUCAGGCAUGGAGCACAGCAGAGGCAGCAUCUGGGUGAGUAUGUGGAUGCAUGCAAAAAUCUCAUUUGGGUAUAAGAAACUUUCAGCCCACGUGAAACAAAACUUUUCUACUACUGAGUAGCGUGCACGUCUUUGUCUGCAUCUCCAUAGGAAGUAAUGCAACAGGCUGACCAGAAGAUAACUGACUUGACAAACUACUGCCCUUGUGACAAGAGAAACAAGGAUGGAGCUAAAUAUGUAAUAUGCACGUGCUGUACUUUAUGCUGUGAUGCUCAACUUCAAAGGCUCUUUGCCCUUGGUGCUAUAUCCGUCCCUCUGGGGAGGUACUUGUCCCCUGUGUCGUAAUCUCUGGUGGGCGGAUGGAGCACUGGGCCUAACAUUAGGAGACCUUGUUUUUCUUCACUGAGUCAUUCAUCUGCUUCAUGGGCCUGACCCAGCCAGUGUGCACCUCUGAUCUGGUUCCUCCAUUGGUAAAAUCUCAGUGUAGGCACAUGUUUGUUCCAUGAGACCUUUUGUGAUGAGAACUGUAGGAGAGCGUGUCUGUUUCUAACCAUACACUGAAUU
This is a messenger RNA of Lagopus leucura (white-tailed ptarmigan), 3152 nucleotides long. RefSeq names its product ATP binding cassette subfamily D member 2 (gene ABCD2). The coding region runs from base 1 to 2193 and encodes 730 amino acids. Gene Ontology annotation, cellular component: peroxisomal membrane. Gene Ontology annotation, biological process: peroxisome organization; fatty acid beta-oxidation; long-chain fatty acid import into peroxisome. The record is from RefSeq and is a predicted model, not a curated record. NCBI's taxonomy places the organism in Eukaryota, Metazoa, Chordata, Aves, Galliformes, Phasianidae. Gene Ontology annotation, molecular function: ATP binding; long-chain fatty acid transmembrane transporter activity; ATP hydrolysis activity. The transcript is spliced from 10 exons.